This is a messenger RNA of Paramecium pentaurelia, 719 nucleotides long. NCBI's taxonomy places the organism in Eukaryota, Ciliophora, Oligohymenophorea, Peniculida, Parameciidae. The record is from the annotation of a GenBank genome assembly.
AAUGUACGAUGAUGAAGAUUACGAUAUUUUGAUGAAAAUAAUUAUAGUAGGUGAUUCAGGAGUUGGGAAAACUAAUUUAGUGAAUCGUUUUGCUUAACAAACAUUCCUUGAUGAUAGUAAACCUACUGUCGGAGUUGAAUUCUUUUCUCGGAACAUUGACAUUAUGGGGAAAACGAUUAAGGCUCAAGUAUGGGAUACAGCUGGAUAAGAGAAGUAUAUAUAAUUUAAAUUGAGAUUUCGAGCAAUAACUUAUGGAUAUUAUAGAGGUGCUAUGGGUGCAAUGAUCUGUUAUGAUAUUACAAAGGAAUAAUCAUUUUUGAAUGUGGAGAAAUGGAUAGAUGAAUUAAAAGAUCAUGGAGAUAGUAAUUUGAUCACAAUGUUGAUAGGGACUAAGUCAGAUUUAGAGAGUAAAAGAGUAUGGUAAUAAUUUCAAUUAGGUUGUGAGAAUUGAGGAUGGAACAUAGAAGGCAUUAUAACAUAAUAUGGCAUUUUUAGAGACAUCAUCAUUAAAAGCAGCAAAUGUUGGCAAAGCAUUUUCAAUGUUAUUAGAAAGUAUAAAUGAGAAUUAAUUUUAGAGAUUUAUGUAGGUAUUGACAAUUAAGGAAAAGAAUAUUAGAAAAGAGCAAGUUUAAAGUUAAUGUCUGAACCAAUAUAAAUUUAAAUUGCUGAUAAAUCUACAAAAGAAGAUAAAAAUAAAUCAAAGAAGCAAUGUUGUUGAG